AUGAAGGCGGCCCAGGCCGCGGGCGAGGAGGCGCCGCCAGGCGUGCGGUCCGCCAAGGUGGUCCUGGUGGGCGACGGUGGCUGCGGGAAGACGUCGUUGCUGAGGGUCUUCACCGAAGGGAACUUCCCCGAGAACUACACCCCCACAGUGUUUGAGCGGUACUCCGUCAAUCUGCAGAUAAAGGGCAAACCUGUGAACCUCCAGAUCUGGGACACGGCAGGGCAGGAAGACUACGACCGCCUGCGGCCCCUCUUCUACCCUGACGCCAGCGUCCUGCUGCUCUGCUUCGAUGUCACCAGCCCCCACAGCUUCAACAACGUCUUCGACCGGUGGUACCCGGAGAUGAGACACUUCUGCAAGAAGGCACCCAUCCUGGUCGUGGGCUGCAAGACGGACCUGCGCAAGGACAAGUCGCUGGUGAAGAAACUGCGGAAGAACAGGUCGGAACCGGUGACCUACUACAGGGGCCAGGAGAUGGCGCGCUCUGUGGGCGCGGUGGCCUACCUGGAGUGCUCAGCCCGGCUCCAUGACAACGUCCACGCGGUCUUCCAGGAGGCAGCGGAGGUGGCACUCAGUAGCCGCAGACGCAACUUCUGGCGGCGGAUUACCCAGAACCUCUGCGUGGUGACCUGA
Messenger RNA from Orycteropus afer afer, 633 nucleotides. RefSeq names its product ras homolog family member D (gene RHOD). NCBI's taxonomy places the organism in Eukaryota, Metazoa, Chordata, Mammalia, Tubulidentata, Orycteropodidae. The record is from RefSeq and is a predicted model, not a curated record. The transcript has 5 exons. Gene Ontology annotation, biological process: small GTPase-mediated signal transduction; cell migration. The coding region runs from base 1 to 633 and encodes 210 amino acids. Gene Ontology annotation, molecular function: GTP binding; GTPase activity.